Schistosoma intercalatum is the source of this 4165-nucleotide messenger RNA. The record is from the annotation of a GenBank genome assembly. Lineage: Eukaryota; Metazoa; Platyhelminthes; Trematoda; Strigeidida; Schistosomatidae.
ACUGCUGGUUCUACCUCGUUGUAUUCACUUUCUCGACAACUUGACUUAUCCGGUGUAUUGAAACCAAUGUCAGUCAAGAGCAACGUCAAGAGGGAAGUAAACCAAGUUUCUAAAGUAAAAUCAAGCAAGCGACAUGCUGAAACCCAACCUGAUGGUAUUCCAAAAAAGACGGUUAGACUUGAUGAAAAACAGGAAGUAACAAAGCCUGUUGAAGGUGGUAUUUCCAAAGUACACAAAGCAAAGCAAGUAAAACAUACACUUGGCAGAAAAAUUGCGGCUCCAAAAGCAUUCUUGGCUAAGAAAGAGCGCCGCCUAUUAAGGUUAAAGUCAAAGAAACACUCUGAAGUAGUAAUUAGACUACUGCCGAUAUGGGAACAAUUUCGACGUGAUGAUGUGUCCAAGGAGAAACGAUUUGAAUUCAUCCAAGAAGUGUUAAAAAUCUCAAAGAAAGUCAUACCUGAUUUGUGUAUGGCUCAUGAUACAUCAAGAAUCUUGGAAGAUUGUGUUAAAUAUGGUACAGAGUCACAACGUUGGCAAAUUUUCGGUGAAGUUCAUACAAAUUUGGUGAUGCUGGCCAAAUCACGCUAUGCAAAAUUUGUUAUAUUGAAACUAAUAAAGUACGGUGACAAACAAUACAUACUGGAGAUGUUUAAGGCCUUUAAAAAUCGCAUUCAACGUUUAACUCAACAUAAAUUUGCAUCAGAAAUUAUAGAUACAUUAUAUAAUGACUAUGCCACUGCAUCACAACGUAGUGAAAUGAUUCAAGAGUUUUAUGGGAAUAGACAUGCUCUGAGACUUGGUGAACAUAAAUUAUUCACACUUGAAGAUACGUUAAAAUUGCAUCCAGACAAAAGUACUGUGAUACUUGACAAUCUUACUAAGAUACUCAUCAAUUUGGUAUCAAAGGGUCUUAACAAAUACAGUAUUGUUCAACACUUAUUAUUGGAGUAUUUACGGAAUGCUGUAUCAUUCUCCAAAGCAUCAUCAAUACAUGUUAAUGUGAAAGCUAGUAUAAAUACAUCUCAACCAAGCGAAACAAUUGUACCAUUCAUAGUUGAUGAACCAGUUGACUGUAAAGAUGAGGAUGCUAUUCCUAAAUCGUUCCAUGAUAAUUUUACGACUUUGAUUGAAAAUUUAAUCGAUGGUCAAAUAGUGCCAAUGUUACAUACUCGUGAUGGUGUUCGUGCUGCUUUAAGAAUACUUUGGGCAUGUAGUCCUCAGAAACGUAAGAUUUUAGUUAAAGGCUUGAAAACCUGUGUACAAAAUAUUGCGUUUAAUGAACAUGGACAUCUUUUUAUCAUUGGGUUAAUCGAUUCAGUGGAUGAUAUUGUAUUAUUACAGAAAACAAUAUUUCGAGAAAUAUUAGACGAUUUAGAAUUGUUUGUCAUGCAUCCUAAUGCACGUAAAGUAUUACUAUAUAUGUUAUCUCCCAGGGAUCGUCGUCAUUUCUGUCCUCAAUUAAUUAAUAGUAUCUUAGUUCCGGGUGAUACAAGCAUUUAUACAAAGAAAUUACUUGGUGUACGUGCAAUGGAAAUGCGCCAAUUACAAUCAAUGAUGUUACCAGCUUUACUUAAUUUAGUUAAUCAUAAAUUGGUCGAGUUAUUUAUUGGUGAUUCAUUAAGUGAAGUUGGUCUAUUAACAAGUAAAGAUUUGGGUCGUCUUGUUCUUUUGAGUGAAAUUCUUGAGAAAAGCUCUCCAUAUAAUUUAAAUGUAGAUAUUGUACUACCAAUGUAUAAGAGAACAAAUGAUGAUACACGUGUUCAAUUUGGAAAUUGGACCAUCUCUCCAAAAGAUUUAUCAUUUUAUAAAACAUCAAGAAGAUUAGCUUUAGAAAAGCUUGUUACACAUAUUUUAGUACCGGAAUUCAAUCCAACUGGUAAUGAUGAUGAUGAUGAUGAUGAUAAGGAGGAAAAAACUCAUUGGAAACAACAUCAACAAUCACAGAAACGAAAUCGUGAUGAUUUACGUUUAUCUCGGCAUAAAUUAGCAGUUUCAUUAGUUGAAGCUUAUUUGGCUAAACAAAAGAAUCCAAAAGUCAAAUCAUUUCUCACUGGGAGAGAAUCAUUAUCCGAUAAUGAGGAACAAGAGAAUAAUCAACAUAUGUCUAUUGAUGAAACAUGUACAAUGAAUCAAUCUAGUUCGAAACCAUUCAUUGAACGACCUGAAGGUGCAUAUCUGAUACGUCGUUUAUUAAAAAUGGAGGAAACGACUGAAAAUUGUAUGUUUUAUUGUUGAUUAUCAGCAUUCUAAGUUACUAGUAUCAUGUAAAUGAACAUAUUUAUUUUAUGUUUGUCUAAUCAUUCAAACAUUGAUUUUAAGUGAGAGUGAAUGUAACUAACUUACUUAGUUGUAGGUUAUAUUCGUUACAGAUUAAUCUCGGUGUAGUAUCGAAAACUAUAGAGUAUUUGACAGUUGUUUCGUCCUUGUGUAGGAUUCCUUGAUAUUAUAUAAUAAUGACCCUCUUUCAGGGAUUGAACUCAGGACCUUCAGGUAUCUUCAGUUGUACCCCGACCGAGAUCAGUAUGUAAUGAUUACAACUUGUAAAUUAAACCAAUUUCCACCGGACCUAUUCACGCAAACCAUGUUAUUCACCUCACUAGUUACUAACAUCAAGAUAUUCCUGGAGUUCUUGUGAGAUGUCGUGACUGGUGGGGUUCAGGCACAUGAAGUUUGGAACAGUUGUAAUCAGUGUCACUGAAUAACCAUUGUGCCGUAUUACAAAUCGUUUAACGUUGAGAUUCUACCAUUGGCCAUCGACCCAGUACGUCUAACGGUUAAGGGUCAACCACAAGAUUUAAUUUCGAAGAUGUGAUACCUUCCGUGGUAAUAACUGAUUGCUGCUGAGAAGUCUUAUAUCAAGAUGAAACAGCUGUCCAAUACUACCUUGUUUUCCAUGUUACUAAAAUUGAGGUUAAUUUGUAAUAAAUACAAAUUACAAAUGCUUAAUUUAGUCAUUAUAUUCAUUUUGAAAUUUAGUGUCUUUAGUAAACUGAUAAAUAAUGAGAAUUAUUGUACUUCAAGUAAACUUUUAAUUUUAAUUCUAUAACUGAGGAAAUAAAGACAAAAAGAUUUUUUUACAUGAUUUAUGAAAUGCUGUACAAUCAGUAGAUAAGCUGGCUUGACGUUAAGAACUGGUGUCGUUCCAAUGUUUUAGCUAAUUGACUGACUGAAUUAGUUGUAGAACCAUUUAUUGAAAGGCAUAAUUGUUUUAUUCAUCAGAUGAAAAUGAUCGAAGUAAAAAUAAAACAUGGGUUAUAGGAAGAGAUGCCGUUUUUGCUUUGAAAAUUUUUGUCUUCACGUCUGUAUCCGAUCCUCCUUGUUCAUCGGUGAUGCUUAACAGGCACGUGAAAGAUUCCACAUUUUCCAGAGCUUCUCCAUCAAGUGUAAUUAGGUUGUAUUGUAUUGUAUUGUAUUUGGGGAUCUUGCUUUUUGCGUUCUGUAUGUUGAGCGUUAGUGAUGGAGAGGCUGUUGCUACACUAGUUGUGUUCAUCUGGAUUUGUUUGUGUGUAUGGGAUAGAGGAGGGUUCAGGUCAUUCUCUGCUAAGUGCAAUUCCUGUGAUUGAUUCCAAGCUGUCCAUUUUAUUCGGUGCUUUCCCUCAGAUGUCGAGGUCUUCAUAAUCCAGUAAACCACUAGUUCUUACUUGGAAUUCAUCUAUCAGUUAUCCUUCACUCACAACUUCGCAGUUUAGUCAGUUGUAGAACCAUUUGUUGACAGGCAUAAUUAAGUAUUUGUUUUGUUUAAUUACCUGAUUGAACAGUAAUCUGUUAUCAAUUUGAAAAUAAGUAAAAUGUUCCACUUUUGGUUUCAUUACUUAUAAAGUUUUGCAUAUCAUAUUUAAGUACAAAGUUUCUCUAUCUCUGUGUGUGCAUUUUAAAAAAAAAUAUUUUUGUCGAAAUAGUUACUUUUGCUCGACUCAUUAUAAAACGUGUUCCAGCCGAAAAUUUUCAAUCUUGGAUCAAGUGUAAUCGUACUUGUUACAUUCUAGUAAAUCUGUGGGAACUUGGCGAUGAGAAUAUUUGCGAUGCACUCAAAGAAGCUUUGAAUCCUGUUGUGGAAACUUUGAAAAUAUCACCUUUAUCUGGUGCUAAAAUUUUGUACAAUCAUUUAAACCAACAAUAAUUUCUAUUCUAAAAAUAAUUUUGUAUCUAAAAUUCGUUGUGCGCU